Neopelma chrysocephalum (saffron-crested tyrant-manakin) is the source of this 863-nucleotide messenger RNA. Its product is annotated as acrosin-like. Gene Ontology annotation, molecular function: serine-type endopeptidase activity. Gene Ontology annotation, biological process: acrosome reaction; proteolysis. The record is from RefSeq and is a predicted model, not a curated record. The annotation marks the transcript as partial. NCBI's taxonomy places the organism in Eukaryota, Metazoa, Chordata, Aves, Passeriformes, Pipridae. The transcript has 4 exons.
UGUGACAUCAGCCCCUGCCCGGGGGCACCGGGAGGGCCGUGGGGGCUGCGCUGGAGGUGACCCCCCGCUCCUGGCACUGCCACCCAUGGCUUGGUUGUGGCUCCUGGUCCUGCUGGCCCUGGCCGGGCCCGUGGGUGGCACCUGGGACACCUGCGGAGGGACCUGCGGGCUCCGGCCCAUGGCUUCCGACCACAACUCCCUGCUGCCCGACUACGACGCAGAUGACAACUACGGAGCCGUGGAUUCUUCCGGCGGCACCGUGCGUGGCAACGAUGUCGCACCCGGGACCUGGCCUGGCAUCGUCAGCAUCCAGGCCAGCUGGGCAAAUGGCACGUGGCACAUGUGUGCAGGGGCCCUCAUCCACCCCAAGUGGGUCCUCACGGUCGCCCACUGCUUCUUCGGGGCCGGGGAUGUCUCCAAAUGGGAGGUGGUGCUUGGGGCCACUGAUCUGACAGAGCUGGGCCCCGAGGCCGAGUUGCACCGCAUCCAGAGGCUCCUGGUGCACCAGCACUACGCACCUGCCUUGGCAAGGAACAACGUUGCCCUGCUGGAGCUGGACGAGCCUGUGGAGUGCAGCGACUACAUCCAGCUGGGCUGUGUGCCCAACACUCCCCUGAGCGUGUCACAGAUGAAAACCUGCUACAUCGCAGGCUGGAAAACCACCUUGGAUAGUGCUCUCAGACCACGCCUGGUGCUGCAGGAGGCCAAGGUGCGGCUCAUCGAUGUGCAGCUCUGCAACAGCAGCCGCUGGUACGCGGGGGCCGUGCACCCCCACGACCUGUGCGCUGGGUACCCGCGGGGCGGCAUCGACACCUGCCAGGUGGGAGCGUGGCACCAGUCCCUCAGCCCCCUCAGCACAGGGA